GAGAGGUGGGGCAUCCUGGCAUCCACCUCACACUGACUGACACACACAUAAAAGGGAUUUAGGCACAGGCACUGACUGCCAAUCAGUGUUGGUGUGUCUAGAUACAGAGGAACAGCUGAUUCUUGCAGUUGUGCAGCUGCUACCCUGUGCUCGGGUAAAGAGCGAAAGACAAGAACAAAAAGAGAAAGAAGGGAACAAGCAGAACGAAGUAGAGACAUGCCGCAGAACGUGCUGCUGGAAGGGCCUGCCCCAUGGGGAUUUCGACUGUGUGGUGGCAAAGAUUUCAACCAACCUCUAACCAUCACAAGGGUGACUCCUGGCAGUAAGGCCUCACUGGUCAACCUGUGCCCGGGAGACGUCAUCCUGGCUAUUGAGGGAGUCCCAACAGAGGGAAUGACUCAUGCGGAGGCACAGAACAAGAUAAAAGAGACUACUAAUCAGCUGUGCCUCAAAAUAGAGAGGCCUGAAACCAAACUCUGGUCACCACAAGUCGUGGAGGAGGGCAAAGCACACCCAUUCAAAGUCAACCUGGAAGCAGAGCAACAAGACCUUGGCUAUUUCGAACACCAGUUUAAUGUCAGGCCAAAGCCCUUCACACCUGGGGGUCAAAGCAGAGAUAACAGAUCUCAGAGGGUGACGCCGAAUGUAGUUAAGGGGACCGCACCAGUUACUAAUCGCAGUCAGAUUGAAGCCCUGGCUCGUUCCACUCAGUAUAACUCCCCCAUUAACAUGUACUCAGAUGCCAAUCUAUCAGAAGCUCUACAGCACACUCAGUUAUCUGCUGUAGCUGAUAAACCAGGAACCAGUGGAAAAGCCCUGACAUCCAUUGAGGACUCUGAUGUGUACCGAAUGCUGCAGGAGGAUCAUGAAACUCCUCAUGAACCGCGCCAGUCUGGCUCCUUUAAGGCCCUGCAGGACUACAUAGAGAGUGACGGUACCAAGCCCUUGGUAACCAGAAGUGUCAAAGCUCCAGUGACGAAGCCCCAAGCAGCCUCAGCCACGCUACAGAAACUGCCUCUGUGUGACAAAUGUGGCAAUGGCAUUGUGGGUACCGUGGUCAAAGCCCGGGACAAGUUCCGCCACCCUGCGUGCUUUGUGUGCUCUGACUGUGGAAUGAACCUGAAGCAGAAAGGAUACUUCUUUGUGGAGGGACAGCUGUAUUGUGAGACUCACGCUCGAAUCCGAAUGAGGCCUCCCGAGGGACACGACCUGGUCACUGUGUACCCUAAUGCUUAAAAGACACUACAGCUCCAGUCUUCACUGCCUAUUGAUGCUGCAAUCCAUUGAAGCAUGCAGGAAUGUUUGUUGCUUGCUGAACCCUGGUCUGGCGUGUCUGCUCUAAGGGAAAUAUUUACAUUAUAAGAGAAUGCUUGCUUGACAGUUUGAGUGCCAUAGUGAGACACCAAAUAAGAAAAAGCAAGUGACUGAACAUAGUGUCAUUUUUGCAGUGCUGUUAUGUUAGAAUGACAAAACAGGUUCUUUCAGGUGUAACAUUUUGAUUCUUUUAAAAUGACAUUAUUUCUGUAAUGUAUGAAAAGCUGAUUUCAAACAAAUUCAAAUGUGCCAUCAAAUAUCUACAAGGUCAUAUUUAUUUGUUCCAGAAUUUUUGUAAUUGUAACUAUUAUUUCUUAACCUUAACACAUUAAUGUAAGAAACUACCAGUUUAAGAAAAACAAAAACCCACAAUGUCCUUAAAAAGACAGAGUAAAAAGUUUGAUAUGUGAAAAUGGACUCUAUGGACACUCUCUUCGUAGCCAUAUAAGCUUUUAAUAAUUAACCAAAACAGUGUUAGUGAAAUGUUUUGUAAACAAGUUAUGAUAGUUGGGAGAUCAUGUGAUAUAUAUAGCAAAGUCCUCUCACACCCCAUUGCCAACAGUGAAAGAUCCCGCAGUAAUUGACUAUUACUGUUUUAUAAUAAAGAUUUUGAGAUUUGUUUUUACCACUUACUGGAGCUCAGUAUACAGGGCAGAGUUCAUUUCUAAUCUGGACUAAUUCCUCUUUAUAUAACUGGAGGUGGUCAGCCCUCAAUUGGGUUAUUUAGCUACUAGGCCUGCUGCACUACAUAGCUCUGUCCACAGGGUGGCAGUAUUACAGCCUGAAUAUGUUGUAAUUAAAAUCACCAAAACAUUUACAAAAUAGUUACUUUGGGUGUUUUUAUUACAUGAUCGAUGAAAGCGCAUGCACUAAACAACAAACUUUGAGAAGGCAGGGCAAUAUUGUCUUCUAGAUACAGCCUCAGCUUCCGUAUACAUGUUCUGCAAGUGAAAAUGUUCCACACAUGCAAAGUUAUGAUAUGCAAUCUCUUUUGCAAAUCUGACCACAGUGAGCUCUGUUGCCUUGUCCUGCUUUGCUGCCGUAUCUUUUAAACUGACAACAUACUUCAGAACAUAAUAAUGAUGAGAAGAUAAAAGAUGUUUGUAAGAAAAGUAUGACAUGUAUGGUUUACUUUUGUGCACCUCCAACCACAAUAACAUUCUUGUCUGGCAUUGAAAUUAUACUUGCAUCAGUACGUUGCCAGAAGAUAGAAUUCAUCUUCAGUUUUCCAAGAGCAUCAUCAAAUGGCUCAGGCCAGACAUCGCCACUUAAUAUGCCAUUACAGAGGGGACUUGAUUGUAGUUGGUGGCGUUCACAAACCUGCAAACAGAACAGUGAAAAUGUCCGUAAUUUAUUAUCCUGCCUUGGCUGACGUCCUGCAAAGAUCAUGUUAGAUAAAGAGCCAGUUUAACAAAUGCGGUGGUGAAAGGUCAGUCUGCUUAAAGAUGCCUAAAAGUUAGCCAAGUGUGAUUUCCUCACACAGUGAAUGUUAGUUACAUGUGGUAAUUAAAUCUACAUACGCCUAACCAAUUCAUACCAGAUAUCAGCUGUCAAACAUCUGUAAUGCUCCACUGUAAUGCGCCACUAUUGCAAUGGAAUAUUUAAAUGCAAUUUUCUCCUUUUUUAAUUUAUGUUUAACCAGACUUUAAAUUGCUGUAUACUACAGUGCCGGUACAUUCUUGAAUCUGAUUGGACAGAAGGUGUUUAUUAAUUUUCUGUAACAGCAUCUCUGACAGUUGUUCCAGCUGUAACUCAAAUCACAAGUUUAUAUUAAUGUGCUCUUUCUAAUACUGUAUUUUACCGUUUCUAUAGUAACAACUCAUUCACAGGGACUUGCAUGGCAGAUACUCCACAUAAUCUAAGUUUAAUAAUAAACAGCUUAAAAAUGUGGUGUUAUUUAACAAAUAAAAAUGUAUAAUCAAAA
This is a messenger RNA of Pangasianodon hypophthalmus (striped catfish), 3238 nucleotides long. It is a transcript of the gene pdlim3b, whose product is annotated as PDZ and LIM domain 3b. The transcript is spliced from 8 exons. The record is from RefSeq and is a predicted model, not a curated record. Gene Ontology annotation, molecular function: actin binding; muscle alpha-actinin binding. Bases 217 to 1236 code for a protein of 339 amino acids. Gene Ontology annotation, cellular component: stress fiber; adherens junction; Z disc. Lineage: Eukaryota; Metazoa; Chordata; Actinopteri; Siluriformes; Pangasiidae. Gene Ontology annotation, biological process: muscle structure development; actin cytoskeleton organization; heart development.